Messenger RNA from Epinephelus fuscoguttatus (brown-marbled grouper), 3863 nucleotides. It is a transcript of the gene glyctk, whose product is annotated as glycerate kinase. Gene Ontology annotation, cellular component: cytoplasm. The record is from RefSeq and is a predicted model, not a curated record. Gene Ontology annotation, molecular function: glycerate kinase activity. The coding region runs from base 1717 to 3291 and encodes 524 amino acids. The transcript is spliced from 5 exons. NCBI's taxonomy places the organism in Eukaryota, Metazoa, Chordata, Actinopteri, Perciformes, Serranidae. Gene Ontology annotation, biological process: protein phosphorylation.
GUAAAGAGUGCGCACGUGAGUUCGAGUAGCGUAACAGAUCCACGGUGACCAUGGUAACAGUCAAAGUUGGGCUUGUGUCGGUUUGAGUCCACAUCGGUACUCUGAUUUACAAACAUUAUUCCUCAGCGAAUAUACGACGCUGAAGUUAGCUUCCGAUUCGGAACUAAGGGGAAAGUUAAGGGGAAAUUAACUUAAUGUGCAGUGCGACUGUUUGUCCACUGAUUGUCAGUUUUUUUGUGACGCUUCUUGGUGUGAAAGCAUUUUAGACAUUUUAGGUAAGACAUUAACUUUGCCUGAUACCCACUAUUGUAUUUGUGAAACAUUUAUUUUAUUUGUGAAAAUGCUAAAGGGGAGAUUUCACCGUUUUUGUUUUAUACCUUGACCUCAAUACACCAGGUCCAGAUCAAAAACCACUGUACCUAGACUUCUCAGAUCUGGCCUAGAUUAUCCUACAGAGGCUAAACAUUCAUUCAGACACAGUUUCUGAUUUGUGAAACCUUUAUUCUAUUUGUGAAAAUGCAAUAAAGACACAUUUCACCGUUUUUUCAGCAUAUAGACCACAUUAGACCACAUUUUUACCUGAAUUUGGCACUAUAUCCAGCCUACCUCAUAACUGCGCAAGUUUCACAGAAACAACAUUGGAGAUGGCUCAUAGUAGUGAAAUGAACAGUCAAAUGAAGGGCAACAGCUUUGAUGGACAAUUUUACCGUCUCUUUACCUUGAUUACCUUUGAAUUGCCCUAGUGUAUAAAAUGUGCUAUACAAAUAAAGCUGCCUUGCCUGCCUCAAAACUUGUGACAUCUGUGGCAGUGUGUGACCAAACUACACAUUUCAGAGUGGCCUUCCAUUGCGAUCGGCCUAAGGCACACCUGUGUAGUAAUAAUGCUGUUUAUCAGCAUCUUGAUAUGCUGCACCUGUAAAUUGGACAGAUUAUCUUUGAAGAGGAAAAGUGCUCACUCAUGCUGAUAUUUUAACAAAUUUGUAACCACAAAUUGAGAGAAAAAUAUUUCUCUUGAGUGCAUUAAAAGUCUUAGAUGUUCAAGUUAAAUCUUUGAUGACAAGCUGUAAGUAAAAAAAAUAUCAAAAAGAGAAUUUUUCAGCACUGUAUGACCUUAUCCUGAAUGUUUAUGUCAGGUUUUUGGAUGAUACUAAGUCUGUUAAGUCCCAUUGGCUCACUACCAAAAUUGAACAUAAAAUAAUAUUCUCCUGAUGACCUGCCAUUUUUAAAAGUGUGUCAGCUGUCAUAAACAAACAAUGCACACUUAGUUUACGUGCCUUAUUAUUACAUUUCAAACAGAGCAUUAACGUAGGUGUCUCCACAACUCAGAGGAAAGAAGACUUGCGAUCAGUGUGUACAUGAAUUCAGUGAAAACUAGUUUUAGGUUGUGUACUCUUUGAACUAAGCCGCAGCAUAAAUAGCUCCAAAGUCUGUCAGAUACACUAUUUUUUUGUGCACCCUGUCCUGGGGAGAAAAAAUAAAAAACCUCAGAGACAACUGCACGGCUGGGUGGUCAGUGGUUUGAUGUGUCCUGUGGUCCAUUCAAGUCAAUCAUUACACACAGGGUACACAACUCCAGUCAGCCUCUGGUCAUAUUUCUGCCACACUGCCUGACUGCUGAGCUGGAGCGCACAGAACAGGCUUCCACAGGAAUCCACAGGCUUUAUAUCCCAGUUACAACCUUACAGGCAACUUCGACUCAGACCGACUGAACUGUCCAUGGCCCGCGUCCUUUCCCUGUUUCGGCCUCAGGCUUUUCUGGCCCUCGUGGACAGGAGAAAACCUGUGUUGUGCAAAAUGUCAAUGGACUCACGGGCACGCAUGGUGUUUGCAGCCGCUGUGGAAGCUGUGCAGCCUGAUACGGUGGUCCGGCAGAGUAUAGUGCGCAAGAAGGACUCAGUCAUUAUCAAUGGUCACAAGUUCACACUCAAUCACAACUUGCACUUGGUGGGCUUUGGAAAAGCUGUGCUGGGUAUGGCUGCUGAAGCCGAGAGGAUCGUGGGCGAUCAUUUGGUGAAUGGAAUAAUAAGCGUGCCACAUGGGAUUCAGCAGACAUUACGGCAGCAUGGAAAAGAACAUCUCUUGGUAAAAGAAAACAGUCGCAUCAAAGUGAUGGAGGGAGCGAAACACAACCUGCCUGACGCUGAUGCCCAGAAGGCAGCUGACAGCAUCAAGCAGUUAGCCAGCGAGCUGACGGAGAACGACCUGCUACUUGUACUGAUUUCAGGUGGAGGCUCUGCACUGCUACCUGCACCCAUCCCUCCAAUCUCACUGCAAGAGAAACAGGAAGUGACCCGCAAACUUGCAGGUGCUGGCGCCACUAUUCAAGAGCUGAACACUGUGCGACGUGCCCUGUCUCUCUUAAAGGGUGGAGGACUUGCACGUUGUGCUCACCCAGCCCAGGUGGUUUCACUCAUAUUGUCUGAUGUAAUUGGAGACCCCCUGGACUUGAUAGCCAGCGGCCCCACAGUGUGGACUGAGGUGUGGCCUGAAGAAGUUUUGUCGGUCCUCGAACGUUACAAGCUGUUGAACUCUUUACCAGCCUCAGUAAAGGAAGUCCUCGGGAGACCAAGUCCCCGCUUGAGGGAGAAUAAUGAUGAAUCCAGUACGUCAGGAAAUGUUCUCAAUGCUGUGAUUGGCUCCAACAGCAUCGCCCUCCAGUGUGCAGGUCGCCGUGCUCGAGAGUUAGGCUUCCGUCCGGUUGUGUUGGCACCAGGAGUAUGUGGUGAUGUAAAGUCAGUCUCCAGACUGUACGGGCUCCUGGCCCGCUUCGCCUGUUCCAGAGAGGAACCUCCUCCAGAGAUUGCUGCUGAGGUGCUGAGGCUGGGGCCUGAAGUAGGCGUGGAGAGCUGGGACCUCUGCCGCACUAUGCAGGUCUUGGGUGAAGGGCGCACAGAAGGAUGGGGUUCCACGUGUCUGUUAGCUGGAGGGGAGCCCACCGUGGAGCUGACAGGCAUGGGUCGAGGUGGUCGAAACCAGGAGCUGGCCAUGCGGGUGGGGGUGGAGCUGAGAGGCAUGAAGCUCCCGCCUAACGGUCCUGUGUUCCUGAGUGGUGGAACUGAUGGUCAGGACGGACCCACUGAGGCAGCAGGGGCUAUCACGGAUGGGGGGUUGUGUGUAGAGGCCCAAGCACAGGGGCUGGACAUUGAAACCUUCCUUACUAACAAUGAUUCUUACACUUUUUUUACACGUCUUUCCAAAGGGCAGCGUUUACUUGUACCAGGCCUAACCUGCACAAAUGUGAUGGAUGUGCACAUGCUACUUAUUCCACCAAUUCCCAUUAACAUAAGAUAAUGCCAAAGUACAUGAGAUAAAAGUAUCUAAGUCCAGUGGGUCUGUAUGAAUAAAGCACUCUAUCAGUCUGUGUGGCUUGGCAUCAUAGUACAUGUUUUUUUCCAACUCUACACAGACAUUUUCACACUUAUCUGUGAAACUACAUGAAACACUGGUGUAGCUAUAUGAAAUUCUGAUGACCACAGAGCAUUGAAUUAUCUUUUUUUUUUUCACUGAAAAAACAAUAAAACACCCAAGCUCUAGCAAUUAAAGUGUCAAUAAAAUCAGUAUUUUUUUUUAAUAUAAUAUCAAGCUAUUUCAACAAAGCUUUGCUGCUGGUCUCUUCAGGUACUUAGACACCUUAAAUAUGCUGCUGAUUUUAUUCUUUAGUUCAUCUGACAAGGACUAUGUACAUCAUUAAACAUUUCUGUAAACACACACUGCAGCACACUGUUUUGUACUACAGACUUGUCUUUCCCAUUAUAACUGUAUUAUAACAUGUAAGUUUAAUUUACAAUCAGCUAUUACAGCUGAGUUAUAAUAGAUGAUUGUAAGAUGGCUCAUACAAUGCACAUAAAACGCAUUCAACCCCC